Messenger RNA from Melanotaenia boesemani (Boeseman's rainbowfish), 2381 nucleotides. RefSeq names its product N-glycanase 1 (gene ngly1). Lineage: Eukaryota; Metazoa; Chordata; Actinopteri; Atheriniformes; Melanotaeniidae. Gene Ontology annotation, cellular component: cytosol; cytoplasm; nucleus. The record is from RefSeq and is a predicted model, not a curated record. Gene Ontology annotation, biological process: protein quality control for misfolded or incompletely synthesized proteins; glycoprotein catabolic process; protein deglycosylation. The transcript is spliced from 12 exons. Gene Ontology annotation, molecular function: peptide-N4-(N-acetyl-beta-glucosaminyl)asparagine amidase activity. Bases 83 to 1996 code for a protein of 637 amino acids.
CUAGCUAGAUUGUUUUAAGCAUUAGCUUUUUUUUUCCAAGACUGGAAGCACUUGCUUUUCAGUUUAGUCAAGUAACACCAUUAUGGUUGUGUCUCCAGCGGUCAAAACACUGUGUGAAAAUCCAAACGAAGUCUUCAUAGACGUCGCAAAAUUAUUACUUACGUACGCGGACAAUAUUCUGAGGUAUCCAAAUGAGGAGAAGUAUAGAUCUAUCCGUAUUGGCAAUCCCACCUUCUCCACUAAGCUGCUGCCCAUUAAAGGAGCUGUGGAAUGUCUCUUUGAAAUGGGCUUUGAGGAGGCUGAGACACACCUGGUCUUCCCCAAGUCUGCAUCAGUGGAACAACUGAGGCUCAUCAGGGACUCUAUCGCAGCAGAGAGGGAUCAGAGGCUGCAUGGGGGAUGUUCUGUUCAGCCCGCUGCUCCUCCUGCUGCGGCCUCAGCAUCAGAGAGCUCAACUCCUGCCUCUGGCCAGCCUGUAGCGCCAUCUGCACAACAGCCAUCGUCCCUGGAGAGCAGUAUGAAUUUCUUUGUGACUCUUCAGUCAAACUUCCAAGAUGUGAUGCAGUAUGAAAACACUGAGCUGCAACAGAAAGCUAGAAGCAUUAUCCCACACCUGGAGCUGUCUUCUGCUGCUCAACACAAGCUGAAGGAGGCUAAAGAGGCUGACCCAGAAUGUAAACUUGGAAUCGAGGAGUUCUUGGUGCUGGAGUUACUCAGAUGGUUCAAACAGGACUUCUUCUCCUGGGUGAACUGCUUGCCUUGCAGCCGGUGUGGAGGUCCAACCCAAAACGCCCACUCUCUCAGUCCGAGUGCAGAUGACCUACGUUGGGGAGCUCACCGAGUGGAGAACCACUUCUGUCAGAGCUGCCAGUUUUCCACAAGAUUCCCCAGAUACAACGAUCCUGAGAAGUUAUUGGAAACCAGGAGGGGGCGCUGUGGAGAGUGGGCCAACUGUUUUACUUUGUGUUGCAGAGCUCUCGGCCUCGAGGCCAGGUACAUCUGGGACAGCACAGACCACGUAUGGACAGAGAUUUACUCGCCGUCUCAGCGUCGUUGGCUUCACUGCGACUCGUGUGAGAAUGUCUGUGAUAAACCGCUGCUGUAUGAGGUUGGCUGGGGGAAGAAACUAGCCUACGUUCUGGCCUUCUCCAAGGACCAGGUGGUUGAUGUGACCUGGAGGUAUUCCUGCAAACAUCCAGAGGUGUUGACAAGAAGAACCAGAGUCCAGGAGGCUUGGUUGCUGCACACCAUCAAUGGGCUUAAUACGUCUAGACAACAUGUUCUGAGUCCAGACAGGAAGAGGGAGCUGACAGAGAGGCUGCUUGUUGAGCUGGUGGAGUUCAUUUCCCCAAAGAAGCCAAAACCAGGAGAGCUGGGGGGCCGUAACUCUGGUUCUCUAGCUUGGCGGUUAGCACGUGGUGAGACCGGAGAUGCUGAUACUGGGACAUCCACACAGGCUGCAGCUUUUGUUUUUACUCCUAGUGAGAAAGAAAAGAGUGACAGAUUACUGCACAUGCGAUACAAUGCUGCCAAGGACCAGUACUGCAGAGUGUCCAGCGACUCAGAGAUGAUCCCAGACUGGGAUCGGUGUGUGUGGACAAAGGAGUCUGUCUUCAGGAAGGUGGAGAACGACUGGCAGAUGGUGUACAUAGCCCGAGCAGAAGGCUCUACUGUUGGAAGAAUCAGCUGGAAGUUUGACUUUGCUCCAGCGGGGAUGAAGAUAGAGUCCGUCUCCAUCAUGGCCAGCAGCCAGACCUUCCAUUCUGCUAAUGUCUGUUGGCACGUGCGGUCAGGCAAGACUACUACCGAGUUUUCUGGAGAUGGGAAGAUGCAGUCGUUCCCCAGCCUGUCCGGCUCUUCGGAGCUCAUCGUCGCAGCAGAACUCAGUGGGGGAGAAGGGGACAACUCAUGGCAGCACUCUCAGCUCUUCAGGCAGAGUUUGAAAGAACCAGAGUCGACUUCGUUUGAAGUCAUCAUCCAUCUACAAGAUGCAUAACAGUUGUUUUUACUUUAAAAACUGGACCUGUAAUUCUUGUUCACUGUUGGUUGCCCUGAUAACUUCAGAGCUAUUCCUUUAACUGGGGAUUAAAAUGGUUGUAGCUUAUGUUGACAAAUCAGUGCAAUAUUCAAACAUGUUAGUCCUCCAAUGUGUGUAAACUUGCUUGGAUGAAUGAUAGAUGAAUGGAUAUGUUACUUUUGUACUUGUGAUACGUUUUAAACAUUUGAUUUGGCAAUCAAUUAACCAGAAAUUGACGUUUUUAAGUAUAAGCCAUAGAGUUCUUGUAAUAUUUGCCUCCACUAUGUGUAUAUAUCUGAGGAUACAUUUGUCUUCAUAGGCUGUUUAGAUCACCUGCCAGUAAUAAACUGUCAUAUUUGGUGAG